AUGAACCACACCACCAGCCUUCCGAUCAUAGAAGACGAAGCCACAGCCAGGCGCAAGUUGGAAGAAGCUCAUUUUGAUCCAGAUGACGCAGUUUCUGCGGCGAACCCACCGUUUGAACCAAAAGGAAUCUCCUCUUGGACCCUCAUCACCCCCAUGACUCAUUUUUGCUAUUACGGAGAUCUGCCCAUGUGUCGAUACCUUCUCAGUCGCGGUGGGUUGACCACAAGGUCGGGCCGAGAGUUUUGGUUUCCAAUGUACGCAGCCGCCUUUCGUGGAAACUUGGAUGUCUGCAAGUGGCUGUUUGAAAAUGGAGCCCAAGAAGAAGUCCGAACGGCGAACUCGGACGGGCACAGCCCCUUGAGUGUUUGCUGGGGGACGCGCAACAAAGAGCGCAUCGCGAUGCGUAACUGGCUCCUAAUGAAUGGAGCCAUUCAAGAUGAGGAUGGCAACAUCCAUGAAACGACCCUCCGUAGCCUUCGUCCACGAUACAAAAAAGCAAAACGGAGAGGAUCAACAACAUGUAAAGAAGGGAAAUGGGUAUACGACCACCCGCAUGUUUUAUCUUGGUCACAGGAUGUACUGAAAUCUCGGUCCAACUUUCAACUGUUCCUCUUGGGGACGUAUGACAAAAACAGAUCCGCCUCUGCCCUCACUGCUCAAACUGAGUUAUCACCUGUUCAGCGCAUCGGUGGCUGCCAAGGUGUCUUGAAAUGCAUAGCCGAGUUUGUGGGAGUGGUUUGCAGUUCCAACGAUCUUAAAAUUCACCGCAGGCUUGUGGAGCUGUUGCCUCUCAUUAUGGACAAGAACAACUAUCCAAGUCGAGACUGUUUCUUGGCAAGUGACAGCGAGAGCGACUCAGAUGAAUCAGAUGAAUCAGAUGAUGAUGAAAGUAACUGA
This is a messenger RNA of Seminavis robusta, 897 nucleotides long. The record is from the annotation of a GenBank genome assembly. Lineage: Eukaryota; Bacillariophyta; Bacillariophyceae; Naviculales; Naviculaceae.